Pygoscelis adeliae (Adelie penguin) is the source of this 877-nucleotide messenger RNA. It is a transcript of the gene SMDT1, whose product is annotated as single-pass membrane protein with aspartate-rich tail 1. NCBI's taxonomy places the organism in Eukaryota, Metazoa, Chordata, Aves, Sphenisciformes, Spheniscidae. The transcript is spliced from 3 exons. The coding region runs from base 1 to 588 and encodes 195 amino acids. The record is from RefSeq and is a predicted model, not a curated record. Gene Ontology annotation, cellular component: uniplex complex; mitochondrial inner membrane. Gene Ontology annotation, biological process: calcium import into the mitochondrion; mitochondrial calcium ion homeostasis.
AUGGAGCUGGGAACCCCGAACGCCCGCGGGAAGCGGCUGCAGGGCCUGGCGACUCCCGCCCUGCCCGUUUUUAGGGCCACCCGGCCCGGCUUUCCUCUGGAGAAGCUUACCGCGCCCUUCGGCGGGGCGCGGCAAAAGGCUGCCCGGUUCCUUUCUCCUCCCGGUUGCAGCGGGGGCGGCCCUACGCCGUUUCUCACCGGUAACCGCUCUCCCUUCCUAAGCCACCACUGUUCCCUGCCCCGAGCUCCCCGCGGGUUCCUGCUCUGCCGGUGCUGGGGUCUUUGUAACGAAGUGCGAUGCGGUGACUGGGGGUCUGGCACCAGGGGCGGCAAACCGUUCUUCCCGCGGCUCCCCAGGCCCUCUGCGCGCCUGCGGAGCCGGGGGCGCGUAGGCUCCGCCAAAGUGCAACGUGCUGGUAGAGAUCAGUCUUUCCCAAUCGGCUCCUUGCAGACGCCCUUCGGCCUCCUCAGAGUAUUCAGCGUUGUGAUCCCUUUCCUCUACGUCGGGACUCAGAUCAGUAAGAACUUCGCAGCCCUGCUUGAAGAACAUGAUAUCUUUGUCCCAGAGGAUGACGACGACGAUGACUAAAGGAACUGUAACGGAAGAACAGAAGGGAGAAAACCAUUGACAAAGCAAUGGUUCCAACAUGUCACCUGUGUUUUGCCCUUCCUAAACGGGACAGGGGCUCUGUAUCCCCUUUGCCAGCAAGUGUCCUGCGUGUCUGUGUGACAGAAAUCUGUAGAUGAGGGUUGAAGGAAGUGCUUGAUAGGCCCUGCAUCCUUGCGCACACACGCUCACCUCAUUAAAGACUGCUUGAGACUCCUUUUAUUAGCAAUAUGGGAAAAACUUUAAUUAAAGAUCAAGAGAUUGAGAUACA